GAGAGGGAGCCGCUGUCUGCCUCCUCUCCGGUGCUGCUUCCUCCCCGUCGCUGCAGUGCUUUGCUGCUCUCUCCUAUCUCUCUCUCUCUCUGUCUUUCUCGCUUUCGUACCCAGCGCCUCGCCUCUUCCUCCUCCUCCAUCUCUUCCACAACCUCCUCCUCCCUCCUCCACUUCCCCGCCUAUGUCUCAGGCUUGCACCCCCGGCAAAUGGUCGCUCCAUCCCCAGCAACUCUGGACACAGGACGCAGCGGAAAAGGCGCACCGAUCUGUUCUGAUCUGAUCUGAAGCACGCUGCGGAUUUGACUUGAAAGAGAGGCGGACCAAGGGGGCAGAGAGGAAACAAGGAGACGCCGGUCGCUGAUUAGUGGCCAGGAUCUAAUUUCGAAAUGCCUGUGCCGGAUCAACCAGCGGAGCAGGAGAAGGGGGCCAUGGUCCCCCCUGUGAUGCCAGCCUCCAACGGAGACAGAUCUGAGACAGAGACGACCUCCUCCAUCCUGGCCUCUGUCAAAGAGCAGGAGCUUCAGUUUGAACGCCUGACUAGGGAACUAGAGGCUGAGCGUCAGAUUGUCGCCACCCAGCUGGAGAGAUGCAAGCUGGGAUCAGAGGCGGGAAGCAUGAGCAGCAUAAGUUCGACAGAUGAGCAGUUUCGCUGGAACGCUCAAGCGGAUGGACAAAAGGACAUUGAGGAUGAACUGACCACAGGGUUGGAGUUGGUGGAUUCGUGCAUUCGCUCUCUCCAGGAAUCAGGAAUACUUGACAGUGGGGAACGACCGGCUCUUCUUUCCCAGAGUUCCUUGCAGCUCAACUCCACCCCUGAGGCUUCGCUCCAGUACUCUGCCAGCUACCAUAGCAACCAGACCCUCGCCCUUAGCGACAGCAUCUCCGCAGCAACUCCUCAGCGCAGCGGGCAGGUUGGAGGAGCGGUGCACAGCUACAACCAGGUGACAUCCAACCGUGCAGCCCAGCAGCAACCAUCACAAACUGGAGCAGGGUCAGGUAUCUAUUACUCCAGCUCCACCUUACCCGCCCAGCGUGUCAGUUCCCCUCUGUCUGGAGGCUCAGGAUCCGGUUCCCCCAGUAAACUCCAACGCCUGGGAUCAUCCUCCGACACACCGGGGUACUCCACCACUCAGCGCCUGCCCUCCUCCUCCUCUCCCAGCAAACAGUCUCCUUCUAAUCGACUGGCCAAAUCAUACAGCACUACAGUUGCUGUGACAACAGCAGGAGGGGGAGGGUCUCCCCUGAGGGUUGCAUCUCCACCCAACUCUACAGCAUCAGGGGGAGGGGCCGGCUCAUCACUGUCCCCUCUGCACCAGAUGAGUUCAGGCAUAGGGAGCUAUGCCACUCUGUCCCCCAAACGGCUGGCAGCUCACCACGCCUCUGACCAGUACAAGAUCUCCCACGAGCUCUACGCAACAGCUACACUGCAGAGGCCUGGCAGUCUAGCAGGUUCUCGUGGCUCCUACAGUAGUCAGCACAGUCAGGAGCCCCUCCGGCCCUUGGGGUCCCCAGAGCACCACAUAGAUCCCAUCUAUGAAGAACGUGUCUACCACAACAAGGGCCCCAUGAGGAGUCUCAGCCAAAGCCAGGGGCCCGACACUGGGCCUUAUCGCAACAACACCGCUCCCUCCUCCCCUGGUGUCGACUCCGCCCCUUUGCAGCGCACAGGAAGUCACGGCACAGCGUCAGGGAACUACAGCCGUGGCGGGAAUAACAACUAUGCCACAGUGGGACCGGGCUAUACGAGCGGAGGCAGCGGAGACUUGUAUGGUUCAGACCCCUAUGUGGCGGACCCCUACCGCACCCUGCAGUACUGUCCCUCGGUGGUGGAAUCACCCUACAGCAAGUCUGGACCUGCUCUGCCGCCAGAAGGCACCCUGCAGCGUUCCCCCUCCAUUGACUCGAUUCAAAAAGACCCCAGAGAGUUUGGGUGGAGAGAUCCGGAGCUGCCAGAGGUGAUCCAGAUGUUACAGCACCAGUUCCCAUCGGUACAAUCCAACGCUGCAGCGUACCUACAGCAUCUCUGCUUCGGAGACAACAAGAUCAAAGCUGAGAUCCGCAGACAGGGAGGCAUCCAGCUGCUGGUCGACCUCCUGGACCACAGGAUGAGCGAGGUUCACCGUAGCGCCUGUGGAGCACUGAGGAACCUGGUGUACGGCAAGGCCAACGAUGAGAACAAAGUCGCCCUGAAGAACUGCGGAGGGAUUCCCGCCUUGGUCCGUCUGCUGAGGAAGACUGGAGAUGUGGAAAUCAGAGAGCUGGUCACAGGUGUGCUGUGGAACCUGUCAUCCUGUGAUGCUCUGAAGAUGCCGAUCAUCCAGGACGCCCUUGCCGUUCUGACAAACAGCGUCAUCAUACCCCACUCCAGCUGGGACUCCUCCCCGACUCACCAUGAUGACCGCAAGCUCCACCUUCAUACCUCCCAGGUGCUGCGUAACGCUACAGGCUGCCUCAGGAAUGUAAGCUCAGCAGGUGAGGAGGCGAGACGGAGGAUGAGGGAGUGUGACGGGUUGACAGAUGCUCUGCUAUACGUCAUCCAGACCUCUCUGGGCAGCAACGAGAUCGACAGCAAGACUGUGGAGAACUGUGUUUGCAUCCUGAGGAACCUGUCGUACCGCCUGGCUGCAGAGACAUCCCACGGCCAGCAGGGGGGGCUGGAGGAGCUGGACAGCCUGCUGUGUGAUGCCAAUGGACGGGAUGGCGAGAGCUCUGGCUGCUGGGGCAAGAAGAAGAAGAAAAAGAAGGGGGCGGAUCAGUGGGACGGCGUGGGCCCCUUUCCAGACACGACAGAUCCUCCCAAAGGGGUUCAGAUGCUGUGGCACCCCACCAUCGUCAAGCCCUACCUCACCCUGCUGUCCGAAUGCUCCAACCCUGACACACUUGAGGGAGCAGCCGGAGCUCUGCAGAACCUGGCUGCAGGCAGCUGGAAGUGGUCGGUGUACAUUCGUGCCGCUGUGCGUAAGGAGAAAGGCCUUCCCAUCCUGGUGGAGUUACUGAGGAUAGACAACGACAAGGUGGUGUGUGCCGUGGCCACGGCUCUCAGAAAUAUGGCCCUCGACAUCAGGAACAAGGAGCUUAUUGGUAAAUACGCCAUGAGAGACCUGAUCCAUCGGUUACCAGGCAGCAGCAGCAGCAGCAACAACAACGCCACCAGCAGUGGGACCUCCGGGACCACAGGCCCUCCUAGCAAGGCCAUGUCCGACGACACUGUUACUGCCAUCUGCUGCGCGCUACACGAAGUCAUCACCAAGAACAUGGAGAACGCCAAAGCCCUGCGUGAUGCUGGUGGGAUAGAAAAACUCAUCGGCAUCGCCCGCAGCAAAGGAGACAAACACUCAGCAAAGGUGGUGAAGGCAGCCUCUCAGGUCCUCAGCAGCAUGUGGCAGUACAGAGACCUGCGCUCACUCUACAAGAAGGACGGUUACUCCCAGUAUCACUUUGUGGGCUCCGCUUCAACGAUAGAGAGAGACAGACAGAGGCCCUACUCCUCCUCACGAACCCCCUCUGUCUCCCCUGUGAGGACGUCACCAAAUAACCGCUCUGCAAGCGCUCCAGCCUCCCCCAGAGAGAUGAUGAGUCUGAAGGAACGCAAGAUGGACUACGAUUCCACGGCAACCAACGCCGGUUUCCAUAGCAACAAAGGAGAGCACACAUCCCGGAAAGACGGCAUGGCAGUUCAAGUUUCCUGUGGCACAUCCACAUUGUUCCGGAAUUCCUACCUGACCGCCAGUGAUGACAUCAAGCAGAACCAGGCUCCAGCUCAGCCCUGCAUCGUGCCUCCCCAGCCCCAGCAGGACAGCCCAUCAGCAUCGGUGCUAAAAGACUACGACCCCUACCCUCCCCCUCCUUCCUUCCCCCAGCCUCAGCCGCCGCAGCCCCCGCCUCACAGCCAGAGCCGGAGCUUCGACGAUGUCUACUAUGAGGACCAGGGACCUCCGCUUCCCCCUCCUCAGCCUCAGCCACAGAUCCAGGUGCAGGCCCAGCCUCAGGCUCAACCCCAGCAGCCUCCAGCAUCCGCUGGACCGCCCCGGGACCCACGGGAAGACCUGCGCAUGCACCUGGGCCUCAAAUCCACGGGCAACUACGUAGACUUCUACUCGGCCUCUAGGCCGUACAGCGAACUGAACUACGAGACCAGCCACUACCCGGCCUCGCCCGACUCCUGGGUCUAGUUAGACUAUGAUGAUGGGGGGGUGAGGGAGAGUCUGUGUGUGCGUGUGUGAAAGGGAUUAUUUUUGCAAGUGUUCAACAGCAGAUUAACACAAGGUGACAGCGAGUGGCAUGAUGAAACAGAAAAAAGGGGGACAACAGAAGUAGACGGUGUUAAGAAGUGAAGACAGGUCGAGUGACAAAGAGAGACUGUGCAUGUGCAUGCCAACAUUUUCCUUUUUUUUCCCAGACAGCUUUAUUUCCUCAAAGUCAGCUCCAUUGCACAGACGAGUGGAGAGGGUGGGAGUAGAUACGGAGAAGAAGAGUGUUUGAAAGGUGAUGGAGGAGUGGGCCGGGAAAUACAGAUAGAGAGGGAACGAGCAGGUGGAGAGAGUGCGCAGAGAGGAGGAGAGAGAUGGGAUCAAGAAGUAAUUGGGGAGCGGAUGAGGGUGAGCUCUUACUCUGAAGGAGCAGGAGGUGGCCUGACCUUUUGUUGAAGACAAAGAGGAAGAGACAAGGAUGGCGUGAGGGUUCUUGAGGAGGUCAGAAGGAAUAAAAGCACAGAUAAAGAUGAAAGCACACGAGGCACAAGGCAAGAAGUGGGUGUUUACCAUUUCACCUGAGUGACAAACGUAGCACUGCUUCUCUCCUUCUUUCUUUUGGUUGCGAUAGCCUUGCCGCCGACGGAGGCUUCUUCAUUUGUUUUCAAGGAAUGUCAUCUUCUGCAGACUUUUUUUCUUCAUUCUUUACAUCUUCUUUUAUUUGUACUUUUGUAAAUUUUCACUGAAAAGAAGCAUUUUUAUUUUGUGUACAGUUCAAAGGUGAUAUAGUGUGUAUAUUACACAUGUUUUUGAUGGGGCCACUUGUCACACUUGUUUUUUUCCACAACCUACAACUGACUAAAAUCAACAAACAGCAACAACGAUGAAUCAAACAUGCGAACAAAAGACGCAGAACACAGGACAUUUUUCUGGAUGGUUGUCAGUGGACACCUUUGUUUUGACUCGAGGAAACCCUGCAAGUGUUUGUGUCUUUCUCUCUCCAUCAGUGAAUUUUGUUGUGGACACACUUAGACGUAAAGAGCAGUCCGAGGCUGCCACGGCACCAGAUUGGCAGAGCAGUAUUGCUCCUGAGUCCUCGUCAACAAAAGUGCUUUUCACUGCCGAAAGAAUCUCUGUGUAUGUUUAAAGCACACUCUCUGUCUUUGGAAAGGGAUGUUUCCUCCUUUUUCAGGAGCUGAUAUGUUUGACCAUGUCAACUUUAAGUGUUUUUUCAUCCUCACUUGUGCAUAGAAACUGGUCCAUCCAACAAGAGCCGCCGUGAGCAUUGUACAUCACAGUGUACAGUCCAAAAAGGAACAAAGGAGAGACAUUGUGCCAAACUUUGACACCUCAUGGGCCAGUCCUGUGAGACUUUAAAGGGACAUUCUGUCGAAGUUUACAGACAAUGACUGGAUGACUCCCUCUGCUGUUUGUAACUUUGAUUUUCUUGUGUUUUAAUCAGGUGAAGUUGACUUAUUGCUGGGGAUCAUGGGUAACAUCUCCCUCCCAUAGAUGUACAGACCUGCCUCUCUGUGUUGGCUGAGAGUGUGUGCGUGUGCGUGGGUGUGUGUCUGUGUGUGUUUGGGGACAGAAGCGUGUGUGUGUUUGUGUAUGUGUAGGUGUGCAUGUAUGUGACAGAAUGUGAGGCCCGUGUGUGUACACGUAAACCUGAGCGAGCGUAUCUAUGCAUGCAUGUGUGUAGUAGUGUGCGUAUGCCUCCGUUGCGUGUAUGUGCGUGUGCGUUCCUGUAUAAAUCAGUGUCCAAACAAGGCAUUCCUACCGACAGUUUGUCCAGUUUUACAACAUGAGCAACCAAGGUAAAAAUCACUAGAAUGAAUUGUUGAUAUAGAAUGACAAAUCUAUGAAUAUAUGAAUAUAAAUAUAAAUAUAUAUAUAAUUUUUAUGUGCAGAUGUCAGUGUCACUAAAUGCAACAAAUGUUCGCAGAGAAAAAAUGAUUAUGUGAUGUACAACAGGACUCUUGUUCACUUGACCUAAACGUGGAAGCUGCUGAUCAGGCCCCCCCUCCCCUCCCAAUCAAGACAAAAGAGAAACCCCACCUGAAGACGCUCAGGCUCUGGUGCGAGUUGUGUGUUAUUGUGUGUCCAUGCUUCUUAGAUGACCCUGCUGAGAGAGGACCGUACUUGAACACAAGGAAAAAUAAAAAGACUCUUUGCAAUCAAA
Messenger RNA from Notolabrus celidotus (New Zealand spotty), 6372 nucleotides. It is a transcript of the gene ctnnd2a, whose product is annotated as catenin (cadherin-associated protein), delta 2a. Gene Ontology annotation, molecular function: cadherin binding. The record is from RefSeq and is a predicted model, not a curated record. Gene Ontology annotation, biological process: dendritic spine morphogenesis; cell-cell adhesion; cell-cell junction assembly. Lineage: Eukaryota; Metazoa; Chordata; Actinopteri; Labriformes; Labridae. Bases 387 to 4172 code for a protein of 1261 amino acids. Gene Ontology annotation, cellular component: nucleus; plasma membrane; adherens junction. The transcript has 25 exons.